Hibiscus syriacus is the source of this 1036-nucleotide messenger RNA. RefSeq names its product transcription factor MYB62-like. The record is from RefSeq and is a predicted model, not a curated record. Gene Ontology annotation, biological process: regulation of DNA-templated transcription. NCBI's taxonomy places the organism in Eukaryota, Viridiplantae, Streptophyta, Magnoliopsida, Malvales, Malvaceae. The transcript has 3 exons. Gene Ontology annotation, cellular component: nucleus. The coding region runs from base 98 to 1036 and encodes 312 amino acids. Gene Ontology annotation, molecular function: sequence-specific DNA binding; DNA-binding transcription factor activity; catalytic activity.
UCUUGGCCUUGAUGUGGCUUAUGUAAAUCCACUUCCACUUCAAGACUCAAAUGUUCUUCAGCAAACACUGUGUUUGAGUUUUUAGUCAAAUAGAGGCAUGCCAUCUUCCACAAAGACUAGUACAAAUUCCUGUGAAGUUGCAGAUCAACUGAGAAGAGGGCCUUGGACUCUAGAGGAGGACUCUCUCCUAAUUCAUUACAUUGCUCGCCAUGGUGAAGGCCACUGGAAUUUGCUUGCAAAACGUGCAGGGUUGAGGAGAACUGGCAAGAGUUGCAGGCUGAGAUGGCUGAACUAUCUGAAACCAGAUGUUAAGCGUGGAAACCUUACACCACAUGAACAGUUUUUGAUCCUUGAACUCCAUUGCAAGUGGGGAAACAGGUGGUCCAAGAUUGCACAAGAGCUCCCAGGGAGAACGGACAAUGAGAUAAAGAAUUACUGGAGAACCAGUGUGCAAAAGCAAGCACGUCAUCUUAAGAUCGAUGCUAAUAGCGCAGCGUUUCGAGACUUAAUCCGGUGUUUCUGGAUACCAAGAUUGCUUCAAAAGAUGGAAGGGUCAGCCUUUUUUUCAUCAAUGAAAUCCGAAAAUUCGAUACUUCCUCAAUCACUAGAGCAAACGAUGAAACAGCAACAGGUUGCAGGGCAGGGGCGUGGAAGUCUAAGUGAAGCAAUACAAUGUUUGGAGCAAAAUUCAGAUUCAGAGCAGUGUGCAAGUCCACGUGUUUCUUCUUCAGAAUCCAUGAACAAUAAUAUCUCACAAAUAUCCGUAUUCGCAGAAUAUCAAACAAAUCCUUUCGGCGUCACUGGUCACAAUGACUACAACACACUUGCAAAGGAUUGCUAUUAUGUUGCUAAUAAUGUGGAUAGCAGUGGUGGAUAUGACAAGGAAACCAUCAACUUGGCAUCCCCGUCAGCAGCAGUUAAGGAUUUUAUGACGGAUGGCGACUGCCAAUUGGCUGGGAACGAUUGGGUUAAUGAUGGUUUUGCAGAUGGGAUAUGGAGCAUGGGGGAACUGUGGGAACCAUGGAGCUUCCAUUAA